CUUUUUGCUUUUCAUAAAGUUGUUUGUGUCGUCAUCUUGUGGUGGUGAUUUUCAAAACUUGUGUAUUAACUUUAAUUUGCAACGGACUAUUGUGCAUUUUAAAGCGUUUACUGCGUUCUGAGACAGUUCAUUUAUUAUUAUCUCAAGAAAACUACGAUGGCGGAGCCAAAACCAGAAAACAAUGGUAAUGGUAGUAACGGAGACGAACAAAGGGAGAACGGCGGAGGAGAUGAAGGCGACGCGUGGGGAAGCAGUGACUCCUCAUACAGACGGCAGGUGGCAAAAAUGCCUGUCGAUAGGAAUGCCGUAUAUUAUAACAUGAACCACAAGAGUCGUGGUAUGGCCAUUAUCUUCAACCACGAGCAUUUUGAUAUUCAUAGCCUCAAAUCGCGCACGGGAACGAACGUCGACAGCGAUAACUUGAGCAAGGUGCUCAAGGCCCUUGGCUUCCGAGUCACAGUUUGCCACAAUUUGAAAUCUGAGGACAUAAAUCGGUACAUACAAGACCUUGCUGGUGUGGAUCACACCGAUAAUGAUUGUCUGCUUAUUGCAGUGCUGAGUCACGGCGAACUUGGUAUGCUGUACGCGAAGGAUACUCACUACAAGCCAGACAACUUGUGGUACUACUUCACAGCUGAUAAAUGCCCAUCAUUGGCCGGUAAACCAAAGUUGUUCUUUAUUCAAGCUUGUCAAGGAGAUAAGCUUGAUGGAGGAAUUACUCUCGCAUCUUCAAAUCGCACAGAAACUGAUGGGUUGUCCAGUUCAACUUACAGAAUCCCUAUUCAUGCUGAUUUUCUGAUAGUGUUCUCAACUGUGCCUGGCUACUUUUCUUGGCGCAAUACUACUCGUGGGUCCUGGUUUAUGCAAGCAUUAUGUGAGGAGCUGCGGUAUGCUGGAACUGACAGGGACAUUUUGACCCUGCUUACAUUUGUUUGUCAAAAAGUAGCUCUUGACUAUGAGUCCAACACUCCAGACAUGCCAACUAUGCAUCAGCAGAAGCAAGUGCCGUGCAUCACCAGUAUGCUGACCAGACUCCUUGUAUUUGGCAGUAAGAAAUAAGUUUUGUUUCUACAUUUGCUUGAUUCUCUAAUGAUCUGUCAAGAUUAAAACAAUCUUAGUUCCAUUUAGUUUUUGUUUUUUAGAAUAAUUCAAUGUUUUAUGUAAUUCUGCAUUUCUGUGAUCUCUGAAGAGGUGCGAGCUUAAAUGUAUGAACAAAUCUUGUUUUAAUAAUUUGAAUACCUAGUUAAAAGUUGCAGUUGUUGGAGAUUAUAGAGCAGCUAGAAAUCCAUAAUAAUUAUUAGAAUAAUGUACUUAUAUGAGAUUUUUGAUACAUUAUUACUGUAAUGUAGUGCAUAUGUUACAUAUAUAUAUAAAAGUAUGCCUAAUAUACAUUCAAUUAUAUCAAAACUAAAUAACCCUUUGUAUAGUGUUAACUAUGGUAAGCUUAUUAUUACCAUGUUAUAAAUAAAUUUUCCUCUUGGCUAUAUUAAAUUGUCACAAAUGAAUAAGAUGCACAAAGUAGUAUAAUACUUAUGUAUUUAUAAUUACAGAUUAUGUGGGGCCUCCUAUUAUAAUCACAAACAUGGGUAGCUUAGAUCAUAGUGAUCCUACAACCACCAUGUUACCUACACCUCUAGAAAUGUCCUUGCCAGGCCUGAUUCAAAGAAAAUUCUUCUUAUUUGGUGCAUUUAUCAUAGUUAUAACGGUAAUUAUUACUUUGUUAUUUACCUGCUUGAAAUGCUUUGAUGCAAACAAUCAUGACAUCCACAGUAGUCAAAAUGCUCUAAGUUAAUCUGAUUUUUUAAUAAUUAUAUAAAGUAACAACUACUUUACAUACAUACUUUUUAGUACAUUUAUGAUUAUAUUAGGUUCAUUGAUACAUUUAUCUGUAACCAAAUAAUUAAUUUUCUCAUAUGCUUGACCUCAAACAAAAAUAUAAUGAACAAACAAUGCAACAUUAACAACUACUUAAUUUGUUUCUCAAUAUUAUGUUAUGUUUUUGUUAAUAUAGGAAAUGUUUAGUUAAAUUUAGUGUUACUAGUGAGAUCCUUUCACAGUAAUAUUGAACUAUAGAGGUGGUGAGGCGUUGUACAAUUGGCUAAUAAAUGUAUGUUGAUUUAGCUUAAACAUUAUCUUAAAUUAGUAAAACUGAUGUCAGUCAAAUUGAAGCCUCAUCCCUGAUUAGGUACCUCCAUAAACCUCAUAGCAUUUAGUUGUGCACUAGUUGUGAAUUUUGAAACUGCCACAAAAUAUGUGUAAUAUUCUAAUUUUGCCAGAAUAGAUCUGCCAUUCUUGUUUCCAUUUCAUUUACUUUUACUUAGUCAAUAACUGUAUGAGCUUAAUUUUAUUUUGUAUUGAAGUAAUUGUUUUUAAGUUAUUUUAUUUUUCUUAGUGUACCUUGAUUCCAUGAACAAAAUAGUGAAAAUGAGUUUGUUGAUUUUGAUGAAGUCUUGUCAAUUUUGUUUUAGUGUAAUUUAUAAAAUAUUCCUUAAAAUGAUCUUUAAAAUGUAAGAAUUCUGCCAUUUUAGUAUAGUAUAAUAUUGUAUUCCAUAUAUUCAUAUCAAAGUAUCAUACCAAUGAUGAAGGUGGUAAAUAGGUCAAAAUUAAGUAUUUUAUUAGAAAUUUGGCAAAGUUCAGAAAUGUGCUCAAUGUUGGACUGGUGUAUGUGAUAUGAAUUAUUGAACUGAUAAUGUUUAGAAUGUGAUAAAAAGUAUUCAAAAUACCUGUGAGGAAAGUAAUUGUAAUAUGCUGUGUAUGAUAUAUAUGCAUUCUUUUUGUAUGUGCCUUUAAAGACACUUUAAUAUUUCAUAGUUAUGUAAUGAUCAUUGGACUUGGACGCACAAUUUCCUCAUAGGGAUUUUAACGAGAGCAUAAUAACGGAGUUCGUUAGUGAAACUAUUUUUAUAAUGUUUGUGUAAGGUUUAUUAAGCAAUAAACUUUUCUUCCAUGAA
Leguminivora glycinivorella is the source of this 2951-nucleotide messenger RNA. It is a transcript of the gene Caspase1, whose product is annotated as caspase-1. Gene Ontology annotation, biological process: proteolysis; apoptotic process. Gene Ontology annotation, cellular component: cytoplasm. The transcript has a single exon. The record is from RefSeq and is a predicted model, not a curated record. The coding region runs from base 157 to 1059 and encodes 300 amino acids. NCBI's taxonomy places the organism in Eukaryota, Metazoa, Arthropoda, Insecta, Lepidoptera, Tortricidae.